AUGGUGUAUCUGGUGUACGAAGUCAAGCAGUCGAGUGGGUUUUUGGAGAAGAUCAGCUCUGUGGUGUGUAAGGUGGUGGAACCUCUGCAUCCACAUGUUGAAGAACAUCAGCCCAAGAACAUCAAACGCCUGUCACACACCUUCUCCAGAGAGAAACAACAUCUGUUUGACCUUUCAGACAAAGAUUACUUCUUUGACAGCAAAACCAGAAGUUCAAUCGUUUUUGAAAUACUGAAGAGAACCAAGUGUAAAACUAAGUACAGCAUGGGUAUCACCAGUCUUCUGGGCAGUGGUGUCUAUACAGCAGCCUAUCCUCUGCACGAUGGGGACAUUAAUGAGGAGAGUGCAGAACCCAACGACAGAAAA
Molecule: messenger RNA, 366 nt
Organism: Sphaeramia orbicularis (orbiculate cardinalfish)
Lineage: Eukaryota; Metazoa; Chordata; Actinopteri; Kurtiformes; Apogonidae
Product: anoctamin-1-like
Exons: 6
Biological process (GO): chloride transmembrane transport
Cellular component (GO): plasma membrane
Molecular function (GO): intracellularly calcium-gated chloride channel activity; protein dimerization activity
Source: RefSeq, a predicted model, not a curated record